Molecule: messenger RNA, 2876 nt
Organism: Drosophila grimshawi
Lineage: Eukaryota; Metazoa; Arthropoda; Insecta; Diptera; Drosophilidae
Gene: Ptp61F
Product: tyrosine-protein phosphatase non-receptor type 61F
Exons: 6
Coding region: 348-2009 (553 amino acids)
Biological process (GO): protein dephosphorylation
Molecular function (GO): protein tyrosine phosphatase activity
Source: RefSeq, a predicted model, not a curated record
AUCGUAAUUCCAGUGAAUAAUGUGGUAAAUGCUGUAGUGCUCGUACUUAGUUAUUUUAAUAUAUAUAUAAAUUGACAGCCAACACGCGCUAGCGAGCAAAUGAGCAAAAGACAACAUAGGACAAAACGUCAGACCGUCGCCGUAGUAGUCAAAUUUUCUUACGCAUUAUUUACUGUGUGGUGCCAGUUGUGUGUCGGUGUCGGUGUCCGUGUGUCGAAAACAACGCCGCUAGACCAAAGCAAACCAAGCAGCUAUUAACAAAUUACAGAAUUACCUUUAAUUUAUUAAAAAAAAAAAAAAGAAACAAACAAAUAACAAAUAGAACACAAUAGUUGGAGUGAUUAACGAUGAGUGAGAAUCGAGCAGCAACGCCAACAAAGGAUAAUACGCCAGCCAGGCUGAAAAUCGAACAGGAAUAUAAUGACAAAAAAACUGGGUCCGGUUGGCAUCGAUACUACAAGGAAAUAUGUGAAAUUUGCGAACGCGAGGCUAAAGUGAAACUGUUUACUACACUGGAAUCGGAGCGUUCACAGAAUCGGGGACUGAACCGAUACAGGGAUGUAAAUCCCUAUGACCAUUCACGUAUUGUGUUGAAGCGCGGCAGCGUGGACUACAUCAAUGCUAACCUGGUGAAACUGGAACGCGCCGAUCGUCAAUAUAUACUCACACAGGGUCCGCUGCGGGAUACAGUGGGUCACUUCUGGCUAAUGGUCUGGGAGCAAGAAUCGUGUGCGAUUCUCAUGCUCAACAAGCUGAUGGAGAAGAAACAAAUCAAAUGCCAUCGCUAUUGGCCCGAUCAGCUGGGAGCCCAGCAAGCGCUCAAUCUGCAGGAUGUCGGCUUAUCCGUUGAGUUGGUCUGCUGCGAAAACUAUCAGAACUUUGUUCGCCGGUGGUUUAAAUUAACUGAUCUCGAAACGAAAAAAAGCCGUGAAGUUAUGCAAUUCCAUUAUACGACCUGGCCGGACUUUGGCAUACCCAGUUCGCCGGAUGCAUUUUUGAAAUUCUUGCAACAGGUGCGCGACUCGGGCGGCCUAAAGGAGGAUGUUGGCCCAGCCGUGGUCCACUGUAGCGCCGGCAUUGGUCGCUCCGGCACAUUUUGCCUGGUCGACUGCUGUCUGGUGCUGGUUGACAAGUACGGCGAUUGCAAUGUGUCGAAUGUGUUGUGCGAGCUGCGCAGCUAUCGCCUGGGACUCAUACAGACGGCCGAUCAGCUCGACUUUUCAUAUCAGGCCAUCAUCGAGGGCAUUAAGAAACUGAACGAUCCUAGCUUUCUGGGUGCCGAGGAGCCAAUCAUUAGCAAUGAUACGGAUGCACAGACACAGGAAGAGCAACCGCCACCAUUGCCGCGACGUUUGCAAUCGCUCAACUUACCACCGGCGCCCAUUACGGGCGGUGUGCUCGCUCUGGACAUGCGAGCUGCGCAGGCAAAUGGCGACAAUGUUGUUUUAGGCGAUGGCGAUGGCAUAACUGACAAGCCAGCUCUGAAUAGCAAGGAUGCGCUCAAUAACAUAAUCAAUCAGAUCAUAAAUGCAGAGGUGGCAGACAGCCUGCACCACAAUCGUCCAUUGCCGCCACUACCAAUUCCAGUGCAGCUGGAAUCGGACAGCGAUGACGAUGCGGACGACGAUAAUGAUGAUGAUGAUGAUGAUGAUGACGAGGAAUACGAGAACAUAGAUGAACCGAAAUCGGAGACAAACAAUGGUAACGUCACAAUGCUACAGGCCGACGAGGAUGAUGUCAAUGCCAACAGUGAGAAGUCAACGGCAGGCGAUCAGCACAAGGUCAAUGGCAUUGAUUUGACAGCGAGUACCGGGGAUGAGCUGAAACGGCGAAAACGCAAUGAAUACCAGGCCAGUCUGGAGCAGAAAGUCAGCGAAAUCAAGCGUAAACAGCGGGAGAACGAGGACAAUCAGCAGGCGGCGAAAAAACGAAGGUCAUUACUCACAUAUAUUGCAGCUGGUGUUGUUGUGGGCGUCAUCGCCGCUUAUGCGUACACGAAGCUAGGUUAAGUCCUUGCCACAUCCAUCAAACCAGAAAGUAGCCUGUAGAUGUAGCAAUUAUCAGCAUGAAGUGGCAGUAGCUUGACAAUGAUCCCAAUUCUGGGCAUAUGUAUGUAUCUAUAUGUAUGUUUGUAUGUAGGUCUUAUCGAGCUAACAUCAAAUGUCAGCGCGACACAAAUACUUGCACACACACACCCACACACAACAACAACAAAAACAACACAUACACACACAACACGAGUUGGACAGCGAACAAUGCGAAAAAGUCGCAUUUGUCGAAACGAUAAUGACAAUGCAUAUUAGGGAAUUUUUUAUAUUAAAACAAAAAAACAAAAACAAAAUAAAAACAAAACACAAAAAAAACAAUCGUAGGCAUUCGGUGUAGAAGAAAACCGAACCACAAAAGUAGAUUCUUGCGCAAUAGACUGACAUUUUAGAACAAAUUUAUCUUGAUACACUUAUAACAAAGAAAAGAAAACAAAAAAAAAAAAAAGAAAAAAGGAAAUGGAAGUGAACAAAACCUUAAAAUAUCGACUUGUAAUAUCCAUAUGCAAAUGCAUUUUAAUUUUGCGCUCGCUAACAAAUGUACAAUUUUUCAUUUAUUUGAUAUGAAAUAAAACGUUGCUAUCUAUAAUAUUUUAUAUGUAUGUUGUACACAUGACCACGCCCACGCUUCACUUGUUGUUGAACACUUGAGUUUCGUAAACACUUUGAAUUUGUGAGUAUCUACAAACAUAUACUGUGUUGUUAUUUAUGAAGAUUAAUUAUGGAACACUUGUUUAAAGUAUUUAACGAUAUCAACAAAAAGAGCAAACGGCAAUGAAUGCAUUAAUGUGCCAAAAACAAAAAAGGAUCGAAAGAAAAAUUUGAAUUAUA